Elgaria multicarinata webbii is the source of this 1834-nucleotide messenger RNA. RefSeq names its product aldehyde dehydrogenase 1 family member A2 (gene ALDH1A2). Lineage: Eukaryota; Metazoa; Chordata; Lepidosauria; Squamata; Anguidae. Gene Ontology annotation, molecular function: aldehyde dehydrogenase (NAD+) activity. The transcript is spliced from 13 exons. The record is from RefSeq and is a predicted model, not a curated record. The coding region runs from base 31 to 1587 and encodes 518 amino acids.
ACGGAAAAGAAGACGCUCGCUCCCGGGACCAUGACUUCGAGCAAAAUCGAGAUGCCAGGUGGGGUGAAGGCGGACCCGGCGGCGCUGAUGGCAUCCUUGCAUCUUCUCCCUUCUCCCACCCUCAACCUGGAAAUCAAGUACACCAAGAUUUUUAUCAACAAUGAGUGGCAAAACUCAGAGAGUGGGAAAAUAUUCCCUGUGUACAACCCUGCGACAGGAGAGCAGAUCUGUGAGGUGCAAGAAGCUGAGAAGCUUGAUAUAGACAAAGCGGUGCGGGCCGCUCGCCUGGCCUUUUCGCUGGGCUCCGUGUGGAGGAGGAUGGAUGCCUCAGAAAGGGGACGCCUCUUGGACAAGCUGGCUGAUCUGGUGGAAAGAGACAGAGCCCUCCUUGCUACCAUGGAGUCGCUGAACAGUGGGAAGCCUUUCCUGCAGGCUUUCUACGUUGACCUUCAGGGCGUCAUCAAGACCUUGCGGUAUUACGCUGGCUGGGCAGACAAGAAUCAUGGGAUGACCAUUCCUGUGGACGGAGAUUAUUUCACCUUUACAAGACAUGAGCCCAUCGGUGUGUGUGGACAGAUCAUUCCUUGGAAUUUCCCCCUGCUGAUGUUUGCGUGGAAGAUUGCGCCCGCACUUUGCUGUGGCAACACCAUUGUAAUUAAGCCAGCGGAGCAAACCCCUCUCACGGCGCUCUAUAUGGGAGCCCUCAUCAAGGAGGCUGGGUUUCCACCAGGGGUGGUCAACAUUUUGCCAGGGUUUGGACCCACGACAGGUGCAGCCAUUGCUUCUCACCUGGGGAUAGAUAAGAUUGCCUUCACUGGAUCCACCGAGGUUGGGAAGCUGAUCCAAGAAGCAGCUGGAAGAAGUAACUUGAAGAGGGUGACUCUGGAACUGGGAGGGAAGAGCCCCAAUAUUAUAUUUGCAGAUGCAGAUUUGGACUACGCAGUGGAACAGGCUCACCAAGGGGUCUUCUUCAACCAAGGCCAGUGCUGCACAGCCGGCUCACGGAUCUACGUGGAAGAGUCGAUCUAUGACGAGUUUGUCCGAAGGAGCGUGGAUCGUGCCAAGAGGAGGGUGGUUGGGAGUCCUUUUGACCCAACCACAGAACAAGGUCCACAGAUUGACAAGAAGCAAUACAACAAGAUACUGGAACUUAUUCAGAGCGGCAUUGCUGAAGGGGCACAUCUGGAGUGUGGCGGCAAAGGGCUGGGCAGGAAGGGAUUCUUCAUUGAGCCCACGGUCUUCUCCGACGUGACGGACGACAUGCGCAUUGCCAAGGAAGAGAUCUUUGGGCCCGUUCAGGAAAUCUUGCGAUUUAAAACCAUGGAUGAAGUCAUUGAAAGAGCCAACAACUCUGACUUUGGACUGGUGGCUGCUGUCUUCACCAACGACAUCAACAAGGCCUUGACCGUCUCCUCGGCAAUGCAAGCGGGGACAGUCUGGAUCAAUUGUUACAAUGCCUUAAAUGCCCAAAGUCCUUUUGGAGGAUUCAAAAUGUCUGGAAACGGGAGAGAAAUGGGGGAGUGCGGACUGCGAGAAUAUUCUGAAGUGAAGACGGUGACGAUAAAGAUUCCUCAGAAGAACUCAUAAGGCGAUGAGGCAUGCGCUGUCAUUGCAGUAUCUCUGGCGACCCCCUGCAUUCCUUUCUGGGGGCUAGCUCUCAGGAAUUUUUAAGAAGUGACACCUAGGAUAUUUCUAAAAAUAGUAUUGCAAACAGGUUCAUAAUUCAACUGGAUGAGUUCCCCGCCCCACCACCCCACCCUUGCUCAUUGCUGGCCACAAACAACUCCUUUUAAUACAGUGCAGUAGAGAUCCAUUUCAGAAGGAAGGUUCCUGC